Molecule: messenger RNA, 2145 nt
Organism: Acaulospora morrowiae
Lineage: Eukaryota; Fungi; Glomeromycota; Glomeromycetes; Diversisporales; Acaulosporaceae
Source: the annotation of a GenBank genome assembly
AUGCGGCGUAACGAGUCGAAGAUCUAUUCCGAUAAGUUGUUUAAUGCCGCAGCCAACAACUCUCUUCUCACAGAAAUACUUUCGGCUUACAAAAAAAUCAUAUUCGAACCUGUAGGAAAGGCGGUAAUGCCUUAUUUUGGAUCUGAUACACACAAAUCGAGUGGAAACAAUACUAUUGUCUUGCUCGUUUUUAGCGUCGUGGCAUCUUCAUUCUUGCUUAAUCACAUUUUAGAUUUCGCGUUGUUAAUGUCCGAGAUUUUUGUCGGUGUUUGCCUUGUCUACUUCAUUUUAAACUCGUUCACACCUCUUUGCGAAAUAAUUAUAACCUAUUUCAACACGUCCUUUGGUCGCACCCGCAACCAUUUACCGACAAGCGACAAAAGCGACACAAACCGUGAGAUAACUCGUAACGAAGAGAUGAUGAAACUUGUGGCAUAUCACUGCGGAGAGCAAGAUCAACUGCACGAAAAUUUCUUCGUCGAAAAACAGCGUGAAAGGAUGACAUCUUCGAUGCCCAAGUUGAAAAAUUCAUCAUGCAGAUCAAACUUGAAAGAAGUCGCCAUCCGGUUCUUUGGUGGUUUUCUGGCGGUUGCGUUCUUGCUUAAAAACAUAACCCAUAUCCUGUUAUUCUCGUUUAAUAUUUUUGUUGGAACGUGUCUUAUCCAUAUCAUUUUGUGUUCUUUUACACCUUUUCACGAGAUAGUCGCAAUCCACUUUACAAAACCUAACCAAGUCGUUCGCGAUGCGACUUCAACAAACCCUGUCCCUUUCCAUAAAAACGAUUGCGAAAAGCAUACAUCCAAACGCGAUGACCAACAUCAACUCGAGAAAAAUACGAGCUUCACCAAUACACUGGUUGACUUGUGUACAACACAAGCGUCUUUUGUCAACCUGUCAAUCUCCAAUCAUCAGGACACAGAAAAACCGGAGGUCUCAGGAGGUUCCCGAGAUCAAGGUGCAAAGAUCGACAAGACUCUAAUUAUGGAAGGCGCACAAGAUCAAGAACACAAAGAUCAAUCAAUUGAACCAAAGAUCGACGAAUUGCCAAUUUCACUAAAGGUAAACAAAAACAUAGAACAAAUUGAAACGAGGGACGACGGUACUUCGGUUUCACAUUCGGGGGAUACAAUUAAAUUGAAGGAAAUACCGGAGGAUAAUCUGCAAGCAGUUACUGCGCCAUUGCUGGAUGCGGAAGAUGAAAAAAUUCCAAAAGUAUCUUUUAUGCCAACUGUUGAAAUUAAUGAAAUUUUCGAAGCCGCUUCUCCGGAGGUCUCUUGGCCAGAAAAAGUUAGCGAAACAAUCGUCACACGAGAAGUUGAAAUUAAUGACGAUGUACAGGUACUAAAAAGUACCGAAUUGAUGACAAAUCCAGAAUGGAUUCAAGGUAUUUCGGAAUGGAAAGUUCGAGAAGUUGAGAAGAGCGACGACGCAACCAUCUUUGUGAAUCUGGAUUCCGACAGAUUCAGUGAAUCAGAAUCGGCAUCAAUAUCAACUCUGGAAGAUCAUAAUGAAACGGUCAAGUCUUGCAAACCCGUAUACGAGCCUUUUACGGAGGUUCAUGUUGCACCACCGAGUGAACUUUUCCUCCACGAUGUGAUUGUUCAGCUUGAUCAAGAAAUUAGGAUGAUUGCAGAACACGAAAAAAAAGCAAAGUCGUUAAUCGAAGAGAAAGAGAUGAAAGAAGAACGAGACCAAGAAUAUAAGCUUACCAAACGUAUUCAGGAGACUUUGAUGAACCAAAUUCAUAUACUUAAUUAUCAGAAAUUACAAUAUGAAAUUCAAGAAAGGGAAAAUGCCCUCUCUCCCAAAAAUACUAUAAUUUCGGUUCCCGCAUUCACACUGGAAUCAGCGGAUUCCCGAAAUUUCGCUGUUUACAUCAUCAUGGUACAACAAAAAACCGAAGACGGCAGGUUGAAAUCUGGAUGGGUGCUAUCACGCCGAUACAAUGAAUUCUUUUCGCUCUAUCAACACCUGAAAAAGAUGCAACUUUGUGAGUUUAAUUUCCCCAAGAAAACCUUGUUCGCGGAUCUAAAUAACGAUCUCUUGGAAUUUCGAAGGGAGAAAUUUAACGAACUUUUGCAGGUCUUAAUUUCAAAUCCCAAAGUCUGCAACGACAUCGAAUUUCAAAAAUUCCUUUACAAAUAA